AGUAUUUUCAUGCAAAUGUAUUUGGCGAUGAUGGACAUGGAGUGUUCUCUGAAGUUUCUGACAAGUAUUUGCAUGAUAUUAUUUCUCCUUGGCUCUUAUGCUGCUUACGAGAGUGUUCGUCUUGUUGAUGCUCGAGAAGACAACGAAAAACAUUAUGUGACACUGCAAGUAGAUGCUUCUAACGCCACAGGACGACCCAUUCCUGAAACCCUUUUUGGGAUCUUCUUUGAGGAAAUCAAUCAUGCUGGAGCAGGUGGACUGUGGGCUGAACUUGUUAGCAACAGAGGAUUUGAAGCUGGUGGACAAAUCAUUCCUUCCAGUAUCUGGCCUUGGUCCAUUAUUGGAGAUGAAUCAACCAUAUCUGUAGUUACAGACCGCUCUUCAUGUUUUGAGCGCAACAAAAUUGCACUUAGAAUGGAAGUGCUUUGUAACAGCAGUGGUUGUCCAUCAGAAGGAGUCGGGGUUUAUAACCCGGGUUACUGGGAUCUCGGUGCAGCUCCAAUAUGGGUGUUUAACAGUGGAAUCAGUCAUAAUGAUCAAGUUGAAACCGCAAGUAUCAUGCCGUUUGUUCAAGAAGCGCUAGAUGGUAUUGAGUUUGCUCGUGGUGAUGCUAAUUCAACAUGGGGAUCAGUUCGAGCUGCAAUGGGACAUCCAAAGCCUUUUGACCUUAAAUAUGUUGCGGUCGGGAAUGAAGAUUGUUGGCAGAAAUACACAUACUACAAAGGAAACUACCUUGAGUUCUAUAAUGCUAUCAAGAAAGCAUAUCCAGACAUCAAAAUCAUCUCCAACUGCGAUGGAUCGUCUCAACCACUCGAUCACCCCGCUGAUUACUAUGAUUUUCACGUUUAUAAACUUGCCAAGGAGUUGUUUUCCAUGUCCCAUAAGUUUGACAAAACGUCGCGUGAUGGUCCAAAGGCUUUUGUUAGUGAAUACGCUGUGAACAUAACAGAUGCUAAUACUGGAAACCUUCUAGCUGCUCUUGGUGAAGCAGGUUUCCUCCUUGGUUUGGAAAAGAACAGUGAUGUUGUAGGAAUGGUAAGCUAUGCACCUCUCUUCCUUAACACAAACGACAGAAGGUGGAUUCCAGAUGCAAUAGUGUUCAACUCCUCUCAUUUGUAUGGAACACCAAGCUACUGGCUCCAACAGUUCUUCACAGAGUCAAGUGGAGCAACUCUUCUCAGCUCUACUAUGGAGGGAAACUCUUCUUAUGUUGAAGCAUCUGCCAUAUCCUUCCAAAGCAAUGGCUCUGAUUACAUACAGAUUAAGGCUGUUAACUUUGCAAACGUGACAGUGGAGCUGAAGGUAAAGAUGACUGGAUUGGACUCGAAAGUUUCUGCAAAAAAGAAGAAAGUACUUACAUCUGCCAGUGUGAUGGAUGAGAACUCCUUCUCCAACCCAGAGAUGAUUGCGCCACAAGAAACCAUCCUGGUGAUGCCCGAGGGGAACUUGACGUUUGUUCUCCCUCCCUACUCCUUUUCAUCAUUGGACUUGCUUAAAGAAUCUUAGAUCUGCUGCAUAAAAAGAAAGGCACGUAGCAGAG
Brassica oleracea var. oleracea is the source of this 1540-nucleotide messenger RNA. RefSeq names its product alpha-L-arabinofuranosidase 2-like. The coding region runs from base 10 to 1506 and encodes 498 amino acids. Gene Ontology annotation, biological process: L-arabinose metabolic process. Gene Ontology annotation, molecular function: alpha-L-arabinofuranosidase activity. The record is from RefSeq and is a predicted model, not a curated record. The transcript has 14 exons. NCBI's taxonomy places the organism in Eukaryota, Viridiplantae, Streptophyta, Magnoliopsida, Brassicales, Brassicaceae.